AUGAAUGAUUUAAACUAUGACUUGAAUUCAUCUGUGUUACUGUCACGAGAUAGAAGUGAUGAGUUCAACAAGAUGAAGAAGAAGUACAAUGAUAGAUUGAACAGCGAUUUGGAUACACUGAUAUUAAAGUUCAAACAGAUCACUCUAAACGUUAGCACAUUGCUUGCGGUCGACUAUGAGGACAAGAUGAUAAAGAACUGUUGUGUGUGUGGCGUUGUCUUUGGAAAGAUCUUCUCAAAGAAGCAGAAGUGUCUAGUCUGUGGCUACGCCGUCUGUGCCAACUGCAACAACCAUCCACUACCCGUCAACAGCUUUGACAAGGUUAAGCCUCCUCCAAACCCUAACAAGCCCGUUCAAAAUGUAAAUGUGUGUACUAUAUGCUACAAGACACUGAGCACAGCCAUUGAUAGGAAUCAACAUCAGAUCAUGCGACAGCGUGGAUCAUCAAGUGUGUUUGUGGAGUUCUACGAGAAGAUGCAUCUCAACAUAUUGGACCUGAGAAGGAACAUCAACUCCUACAAACAAGUUGUACAUACUAUAACAGACUCUGCAUCACCCAAUAUAAAGAGAGCCAAGGAGUUGGAAUCAACCAUCAACAUACAUCUGUCCGAGCUCAAGACCGGAGUCACCAAGCUGAAGGAGCUAAAGGGGCCAACACCUCGCCAGCAGCAGGUCAUUCAACAUGUUCAUCACAGCUUGGCAACACAGUUGAACACUCUGUUGCCAGAGUUCAAGCUCUACAACACAGAGUGCCUCACAAAGAUGAAGCAGACACCUGCCACCAGUCCAGCCAGUAUCAAAUCACAAUUGACCAACGUCAAAUCAGUUGAGCAAUCACCAACCUCUUCCAGUCCACCCGCGUCGCCAUCUCUCGACCAAAAUGGCUCAUCAGGCUCAUUUGGAUCAUCAAACAGACUAUCUACAUUCUUCUCCAAUGUAUUUAACUUUGGCGAUAACAACAACACACCUACCUCCAGCAUCGGUGGAUCAAACAGUCGAGGACACAGUCGAAGUGGUUCACAGGCCACAUCAUACGAGGAUCUUCCAAACAGAUCAGUGGUGCUAUCUGUUGUGCCUGCCCUCUGCCCGCUGAAUGGAGGUUGCAUUGCGAUCCAAGGAGAGAAUCUUGACAAGCCAGUGAUAUCAGUCACUGUGGACGGUCUCCAGGCAAAGGUGCUGAUGAAGAACAACUUUGCUCUUCUAGUGAUGUGCCCACCACGAAGCGAGGGCGAGUAUUUCCUAAGCAUCAAGGAUGGUGACAACCUUGUCACCAAACAAUCCAUCAUCUACACAAACUCUUGCUUCAGCACCGAGAAGGACAUUGACGAUUCGAAUCGAUAUGCGAUGGACUACUUUAACAACGCUUCGUUGUCCAACUUUGAGCCAAUCUCUGAUAACAUGGCCAUGCACUCACCAGCAGUCGAGUCGAACAACUUUUCGUACGAGAAUGACCUGAACAUCCAAACGAUGGCAGAGAUUGUGGGCAGUCCCGACAAGGACAUGGGCAUCAAUGAUUUGGACGCCAUUGCAGCAACUGGCAACAGCUUUGACGAUAUGGUCAUCCAAAAGAUUGAACCAGUGGUCUAUACAUCAACCGACAACAGGGUCACAUUGUACUUGAAGUACUCACUGGUCGCUGGAUCAAUGCCAUUGAUAUCAAUCGAUAGCACACCAGUAACUAUCGAGUUGGGCAACAUGCGAAAGAGUGUCAGUUUUGCCGCGCCACUCUCACUCAAGGAAGGCUUCCACACAAUCGACAUCAUCCUCCAACUACUCACACAAGGUAUCACCAACAAGUAA
This is a messenger RNA of Acytostelium subglobosum LB1, 1800 nucleotides long. RefSeq lists its product as hypothetical. The transcript has 3 exons. The coding region runs from base 1 to 1800 and encodes 599 amino acids. Gene Ontology annotation, molecular function: metal ion binding. Lineage: Eukaryota; Evosea; Eumycetozoa; Acytosteliales; Acytosteliaceae. The record is from RefSeq and is a predicted model, not a curated record.